Triticum aestivum (bread wheat) is the source of this 1579-nucleotide messenger RNA. Its product is annotated as calreticulin. Lineage: Eukaryota; Viridiplantae; Streptophyta; Magnoliopsida; Poales; Poaceae. Gene Ontology annotation, molecular function: calcium ion binding. Gene Ontology annotation, cellular component: endoplasmic reticulum membrane; endoplasmic reticulum. The record is from RefSeq and is a predicted model, not a curated record. The coding region runs from base 384 to 1289 and encodes 301 amino acids. The transcript has 10 exons. Gene Ontology annotation, biological process: ERAD pathway; protein folding.
CGCACACCCCUAGCACGCCGCCCGCCACACCGCAGCCACGCCGUCGUCGAUCGGAACCAGCGCGCUGCCGCCCUCGCCGCUAGCGCGACACCCCGGCCCAGCCGCCUUGGCCCACACCGAGCCCGCCGAGCAAAGGGGCGGGAUCUCCCCGGCGCCGCCAGCGCCGACCAGGCUUCGCCUGGCCGUGCCCUCUGGCGGCGGCGAGGUGGAGGAGGAAAGGGCGGGGGACCCCGCCGGCGGCGGCUAGGGUUUCCUCCCGGUCGCACGCGGGGCAACCCGGGACGAGCGAGCGAGGGAGGGGACAAAGACUUAUAUUUAGGAACGGAGGCAGUAUAUGGCAAGCUUAACUCCUUCAAAAGGCAUGUAUGCUUGGUUGAUCAUCCAUGCCCUGGUUCGAUCCGAAUCGCAGCAUCAUGUUCGGGCCGGACAUCUGCGGGUACGCCACCAAGAAGGUGCACGCGAUCCUCACCAAGAACGGCAAGAACCAUCUGAUCAAGAAGGAGGUGCCCUGCGAGACGGACCAGCUCACGCACGUCUACACCUUGAUCCUCCGGCCCGACGCCACGUACAGCAUCCUCAUCGACAACGUCGAGAAGCAGUCCGGCAGCGUCUACGAUGACUGGGACAUCCUUCCUGCCAAGAAGAAGAGGGAUCCUAAUGCCAAGAAGCCAGAGGACUGGGAGGACGAGGAGUUCCUUCCUGACCCCGAGGACAAGAAGCCAGAGGGGUAUGAUGACAUUCCCAAGGAAAUCACUGAACCUGAUGCAACGAAGCCUGAGGACUGGGAUGAUGAGGAAGAUGGUGAAUGGACAGCUCCAACCAUCCCAAACCCUGAGUACAAGGGACCAUGGAUCCAAAAGAAAAUCAAGAACCCUAAUUUCAAGGGCAAAUGGAAGGCACCUUUGAUCGACAACCCAGAGUACAAGGAUGAUCCUUACAUCUACGCUUUUGACAGCCUGAAGCACAUUGGUAUUGAGCUGUGGCAGGUUAAAUCAGGAACUCUGUUCGACAACAUCCUGAUCACUGAUGACCCCGAGUACGCCAAGAAGUUCGCGGAGGAGACCUGGGGCAAGCACAAGGAUGCUGAGAAGGCUGCCUUUGAUGAGGCCGAGAAGAGGAGGCUUGAGGAGGAAUCCGCAAAUGCUAAGACCGAAGACAAUGAUGAUGCAGCUGAUGAGGAUGAGGGCAAAGCUGCCGGCGCCAGCGAUGAGGAGAACAAGGAUGCCUCCGGGGAUGAGGAAAUUAGCAAGGAUGCUUCUUCUUCUUCCGACAAGAAGGACGAGCUUUAGGCCCCGCUUGGAUUGGGUGUAAAUUUAUACACCCGGAUUUAAUCUACAGGUGUAUUUUACCGGCCGCUGCGUUAUUUCCGCCCAAUUUGAAAACGACGGCUGGAGGUCUGUUUUGAUUACGGGGGUAUUUAGGAGCAAACCGACAAUCCAAGCAGGGCCUUAGAGUGUGGCAGGCAGGCUCUGUAUCUAAACUUUUUCCUCUUGAGGCAGUAGAGCUUCCCAUUCAUCAAUUAGAAGAACAUUUUCUCUGAAAGUUGAGAGAAGAAGUAAUGCAAUCUCGGCUCUUGUAA